This is a messenger RNA of Clarias gariepinus (North African catfish), 3323 nucleotides long. It is a transcript of the gene taf3, whose product is annotated as TAF3 RNA polymerase II, TATA box binding protein (TBP)-associated facto. NCBI's taxonomy places the organism in Eukaryota, Metazoa, Chordata, Actinopteri, Siluriformes, Clariidae. The record is from RefSeq and is a predicted model, not a curated record. The transcript is spliced from 7 exons. The coding region runs from base 190 to 2811 and encodes 873 amino acids. Gene Ontology annotation, cellular component: transcription factor TFIID complex. Gene Ontology annotation, molecular function: protein heterodimerization activity.
UAAACAUCGUCGAUCAGAGGCGGCUCGAGUGCGCAUGUCCGAUCGAUUUCUCGGCACUCGGCAGUCCUGGAAACUAAAGAUGGCGCCCGCUAUGGAAGAAGCGCCGCCGUUGUUAUUCGCGUAAAUGUGACCCAAAGUCAGGCGAACAGCGCGCUUCCGUGGAUUUGAAGGCUCGUGGCCGGCGGGGAGAUGUGUGAGAGCUACGCGCGCUCGCUGAUGCGGGUGGCGGUGGCGCAGCUGUGCCAGGCGCUGGGCUGGGACGCGGUGCAGCUCUCCGCCUGCGAGCUUCUCUCCGAUGUGCUGGAGCGCUACCUGCAGCAGCUAGCCCGCGGCUGCCACCGCUACUCCGAGCUCUAUGGACGGACAGACCCUGGGCUGAGUGACAUUGAGCAGGCUUUCGGACUGAUGGGGGUGAGCGUGGCGGAGCUGGAAGACUACAUCAACAACCUGGAGCCCGUGGGGUUCUUCCACUCCAUCCCCCAGUUCCCUAUCAGCAAGAGCAGCGUGCUGCAGUUCCCCACCUCCACCUUUGACGCAGACGCCCGCAACGCUCUGCGCGGAGACAAGAGGGAAUACAUCCCAGAAUACCUCCCUCCCCUCGCCCCGCUCCACCAAGAUGAAGAGGAGGAGGAGCCAGUUCCUGCCGACAUGGGCACAUCUGCCGAGGCCAUGCAGGUCUCUCUUGGCGAAGAAGAGGACGGCGAGGAUGAAGAGAAUGACGAGAACUGGCUCGGCCCGCGUGGCUCAGAUAGCCCCAGACCCGAAGGUCUUUUACCUGCUGCCAAGCGUCCUCGCAUGGGCACCAAGCCGGGAAGCAGCCCCGAAUGGAGUUUUGAGCCUCGAGAACCACUCAUUAUACUCAACACCCAGCACAUGGCACGCUCCCCUUCCCCGACGCCACCCAUCGAAAUUCUUCGCCCUGCUGCGUUAACCCCAAUGCCAGGGCAAAAACCUAAACUGCCUUCCCUUUCUCCUGCUCGUCAGAAGAAUAAAUCACCCAAAAGAGUGAUUGGCUCCACCCCUCCUGCCAUUUCUGCUCGACCUUCUUCAGUGACUCCACCCAAGAGUGCACAGAAGGCAGGGAAAAGGUCUCCUGGGAGACCCAGAAGCCCCCGGAGCCCUCGGCCAGGGCCCACACAGUUAGGACGGGGAUGGAUGCUCCCUAACACAGAAGAGGUUUCGCAGGACGUCGAGCUCAAAGACGAGGCCAUCGAGGACUCUAUUGCGGCCGUUAUAGCCAGGGCGUGCGAGGGUGGAGUGGGUGUGCCCGACCCGUUCGCAUAUGACUCGGACUCAGACAGUGAUGGGCUUCCAAAGAGCCCGCCCAAACAUAUACCCAAACAUACGCUUGCACAACCAAAACUUCCACCUGUUCUUGGUGUGAAACACCCGCCCAUGAUGCACCCGCCAACGUCGCUCUCAGUCAUCCCGAACCGCUGGACCAUGGAUGACUCCAUAGAUGAGGUCAUUAGAAAGGCUAACCAGGGACCUCCUGCGCCCUGUCAAUCACCACAAGAGCCCGCCUACUUCUCCACCCCAUCAGAGUCUCCGCCCACCCCACCACCUCCAAUCCUCAACCCCCCACAGGAGCGAAAAGAUCCCGUGCCUUCGUCUCUCCUUAAGAAAAAACUUAAGAAAGAUAUCAAGACCAAACUGAAAAAGAAGGACAAGGAUAGGCUGAAAGAGAAAGGAAAAGACAAGAGCAAGAACAAAGAGAAAAACAAGGAGAAAAAGAGAGAGAAGGAACGAUGCCAGGGGGAUGAUGGAAAGGUUCACUGGACAGAGUUAGCCUUAGGAGCGGAGGAGAGAAGAGACGGUGUUGGCCUGAAGAAGGAAAAAGACAAGCACAAGGACAAGAAGAAAGAUAAAGAAAAGAGCAAGAAGGACAAAGAGAAAAGAGACAAGGGCAAGGAGAAGGGAGCAAAGGAAGAGAGGAGGCUGUCGCUUGUGGUCAAGGAAAGCGCGUCCGCUUCGCUACCUCUUUUCAGCCCUUCUGCCUGUCUGCGCGUUCCCUCGAUGCUUCCCCCUCUGCAACCCAUCCUCCCUGAAACACUGUUCCACCCCAAAGAGAUCAAGAGCAAGGAGAAGGACAAGAAGAAGGACAAAAAGGAGAAAAAGAAGAAGAAAGACAAGGAGAAGGAAAGAGAGAAGGAGAGGGAGAGGGAGCGGCCCAGGGAGAAGGAGGAGAAGAAGAAGGAGAAAGAGAAAGAGAAGAAAGAAAAAGUAAAAGAAAAAGAAAAGCCUAAAGUGGAGAAGCCUAGUUUAAUGGUCGAAGCCCCCGUGGUUCCACAGUCUCCCGUCAUACCCAGACUGAAGCUGAAAGUCGGAGCUGGACAGGACAAAAUCGUCAUCAGUAAGGUAACCCCUGACUUGGAACCUACCCCUACCCCUCCGCCUCCUCGGACGCCGGUGCCACGUUCCGGUCCCGGUGCUCGGAUGCGUUCUCCUCCUGCCCCUCCUCCUCCUGUUGCACCUCCACCUCCCCCACCACCUGUGUUGGUGCCUCCGCCUCCGGUGUUUCAGCCCCCAGCCAUCCAGGCUAAAGCACGCGGCUGCAGCGUCGUCACGGAGACCGUCAGCGCUUACGUGAUUCGUGAUGAGUGGGGUAAUCAGAUCUGGAUCUGCCCUGGCUGUAAUAAACCUGAUGAUGGCAGUCCUAUGAUCGGCUGUGAUGAGUGCGAUGACUGGUACCACUGGCUCUGUGUAGGAAUCAUAGCGGCUCCUCCAGAGGAUCAGUCCUGGUUCUGUGUGAAGUGUUCUGGCAAGAAAAAAGACAAAAAAACAAAAAAGAGGAAACGUAAAGCGCACUGAUCAUCUUCGUCUCUCUCUCUCUCUCUCUCUCUCUCUCUCUCUCUCUCAUUCUUUCUCCUUGCCUUUCUGCUGAUGCGCACUCUUCUCUCUUCCUGCUGUGGUUUCAAUUUGAACUUUUUUUUUUCUCCCCCUCUCUUCCUUUUAAUCCGAGUCUAUGUAGUCAUUUAUGUAUUUUUUAAAAUGAAAUUUUCAAAAGUCUAUAUGUUAAUUUUUUAUGUCAAUCACCCUAUGAUAUGUGUAUAUGAUCUUUGUACGAAAGCCAACAAUUGUUCAGUAAGUGUGUGUGUAUAAGUGAGUGCGCGCGCGCGCGCAUCAAGAUUAUAAACCCUUAACCGGGUUUUUUCAGCCGUGCACUGACCCAUCGGGAUCACAUCGCUGAAAAGAGAAAAAGAAAAGAAAAAAAAAACACGCCUGUACAUUAGUCAGCCUUUUUAAAUAUUGUUCUGAUUUAUUUAGACUGGAAGUGCAGUUUCCUUUUAUUAUGGAUUCGAUUAAAAGCUGUUUUUUCCACA